Molecule: messenger RNA, 429 nt
Organism: Caenorhabditis remanei
Lineage: Eukaryota; Metazoa; Nematoda; Chromadorea; Rhabditida; Rhabditidae
Exons: 2
Coding region: 1-429 (142 amino acids)
Source: RefSeq, a predicted model, not a curated record
AUGCCGUUCUUUCCAGACGUUUCAAUAUUCUCUCGAUCGAAAAAUGAAUGGAUUCAACUACUUUAUGACGAUAGGGAAAUGUGUUCCAAACCCGGUCCACUCGGAUAUAGUGUCAGUCUGACUACUGCUCAUUUGAUUGCUGCUCCAAUUUAUGCAGUGGCAUUUUAUACAUUGUACGCUGAAAAGUCAUCAAAUUUCAAAGUUUAUAAAAGAUACUUGGCAACUCAUGCAGUCAGAUUGAUUGUGGACAGUAAUUUGUGCUCGACAUGGGUCAAGAGAGCAGAAAGAAUUGCAGUUUUCGCUAGAUGGACAUUGAUUGUGUUUACGAUCUCUACAGUAAUCACACUGGCAUUGUGUGUAGUUGGAUUAUUCGAUCAGACAAUGCAUAAAAUGAAGCUGAUUCAGGUUGGAAAUCGAUAUCUGGGUUAG